Messenger RNA from Cuscuta campestris, 2426 nucleotides. Lineage: Eukaryota; Viridiplantae; Streptophyta; Magnoliopsida; Solanales; Convolvulaceae. The record is from the annotation of a GenBank genome assembly.
AUACAGAUUCUGAAUGGUUAAGACCUCUUAUCUGAAUUGAUCAGACAUUUGCCUCUGAAUAGUUAAGCAAUAUACUAGCUCUUAAUGGUUCAGACCUCUUACUGGUUCAGCACUUAAUGGUUCAGACCUCUUACUGGUUCAGCACUUACCCAUUCAGAAGUUGCCAAACAGCCCCUAAGUGUCUUUGUCCAACUGUCAACCGCGGAGUACUAUUUUUUUUUUUUGGGGCUCCGAUCCAUUGAUUGUUAUAAUCAGCGGGCAGCAUCAAAUCACUAGUAUAGCUAUAGUUAAGAAAAUGGCAGAAACCAGAAGAUGUCUCUUCGCCGUAAAUUUGCUAGUGUUUGCCCUGCCGUUUUUCCUCUGUGUCGGCCUGGUCGUAAUCCGGGUCACCCUCUUGUACAACGGUUGUGUGAGAAUCAAUCCCCUCCUUGACACAUUCCUCCUUGGGGGAAUCUUUGUGUUCAUCCUGGGCGUGGCUAGCUGCGCAGCCUUCAUGGCCACAGUCCGUGGUCGUUGUGCACGAGGUGGCUGCGUUUGUUACGUUGUAGUCAUCUUUGUUUUGUGCUUUUUUGUUCUUUCUACCAUCCAAUACGGCUUUGACAUCACCUCCGCCCGCUACUACUUCCCUGCACCGCCGUACGGUGGGGGUUCUGAUGAUCACCCCCGCCUCGACCACUUCUCCCCGGAGCUUCGGGGCGGAGUUAGCCGCCCCGAAGAUUGGGAUCGCAUCAUUGCAUGCCUAGCUCCUUCUAUUGGCUGUGACCGCUUGAAUCAAACUAAUAACUACACUUCCUCUCAACAAUUGCUCUCUGCACAUCUCCCACCAUUGCAGUUGGUAUCAGAGCUCAGUUCGACGAAUAAAGGAAGAUCAUCCUUCAACAUCAAUGGUGCGUGCACGAGGUCGCGGACGUGGGCAACCUAUGGGUGGCGAACCCCCCGACGAGAGCAGCACCUUGACGACGUGGAGGUGAUAACAGAUCUACAACGGCAGAACGAGGUUAUGCGGCAGCAAAUCGCGGAACUCACACAGCGCCUGGCGGUGCGAGAUUUGGAGGAUCAUGAGGAGUCAGAUCGGGGCUCCCGAUCAUCGUUCGAGAAGCUGUAUCAUUACGAACCUCGCGGUCGUGAUUUUCGCAUCCGUGAUGACUAUCGCGGAGGGCUAGGGUUUAAGGUGGAAAUCCCUAGUUUUUUAGGAACCCUGCAAGCCGAUGAUUUCAUUGACCGGCUGAACGAGGUGGAUCGGAUCUUCGAGUAUAAGGACGUUCCAGAUCGUGACAAAGUGAAGCUUGUGGCGAUCAAACUCCAUGGACGAGCCUCUGCAUGGUGGGAACAGAUGCGGCAAACUCGUGAGAAGAAGGGCAAGCCAAAGAUCAAUGAUUGGGAGAAGAUGAAGGGCUUGCGUCAGUCCUUGCAGGAUGUUCUAAGCCUCCAUUCAUUAUGGACUGUUUCUAAGGCAUACAAAAGGGCCCUUGAAGUUGAGAAACAGCAGAACAGGAAGCCAGUGACCAACAACCGUCUGGCUCGACCCCAAGAGCCUCGACCGACCACACAGGGAGUCCAAGGGACGCAGGGAGCUUCUAGUAGUACUAUUAAGUGCUAUCGUUGCGGUGAACCUGGACAUAGGGCGAAUGAAUGCAAGAAACCCGCUUUACAGAGGAGUAAGAGCCUGAUCGUGGAGGAGAACAUCGUUGUUGAUGAUGAUGAAGUUGAAGAGUCUGGAGAUCCAAUCUAUGAUGAUUAUGUAGAAGAUGAUGUUCUUUACGGGGAUGGUGAUGAAGAUAGUGACUUACCUGUGGAGAACCCAUCCGGGGUGCUGGACUUGGCCCCAAUUCCACGAGUGGGUCGUAGUCAUCCUAGAGCCGAAGAGAUGACAGAGAACCUGAGGAGCAAACAUGAUCAGGUGAGACGUAAGAUUGAAGAAAGCAACAACAAGUAUAAGGCACGAGUGGACAAACAUCGACGUCAAGUUCUGUCUGAUGUUGGAGACUUUGUUUGGGCUGUGUUGACCAAGGAUCGAUUCCCUGUUAGCGAGUAUGAUAAACUCAAGGAUCAGAAAAUUGGACCCUGCGAGAUAGUUCAGAAGAUCAAUGAUAAUGCUUACCGAUUGCGGCUUCCUAGUCACUUGAAAACUUCUGAUGUUUUCAAUGUGAAGCACCUAACUCCUUGUUUUUUAGAUUCUAAGGAAGAUGAUGUGAACUCGAGGACGAGUUCUUUUCCAACCCGGGGAGACUGAUGCAGGAGAGGAUCAAGACUGACGUGAACUCCUUGUUAAGGCCUUCAUUUUUAAAUUUGUGUGUCUUUGGGCCUUCGGCCUAUCUUUUAGUUAGACCAUUUAUUUUUAUUCUUAGGCCCGUUUUGUCUUCCAUCUUUUAGGGUUUCACUCCCUUCGUUUUUCAGCUAUUUAUAGCCCGGCUUGUGGGCAUAUU